This is a messenger RNA of Mus caroli (Ryukyu mouse), 482 nucleotides long. RefSeq names its product NADH:ubiquinone oxidoreductase subunit A2 (gene Ndufa2). NCBI's taxonomy places the organism in Eukaryota, Metazoa, Chordata, Mammalia, Rodentia, Muridae. Gene Ontology annotation, cellular component: respiratory chain complex I. The record is from RefSeq and is a predicted model, not a curated record.
GAGGGCCCGCUAUUGGUCCGAUUAAGGUGCCUGAAAGGUCGUGAUUGGGCGCGCCUUUGCUAACAAAGAUGGCGGCCGCCGCUGCUAGCCGAGCGGUGGGCGCAAAGCUGGGGCUGCGUGAGAUUCGCGUUCACUUAUGCCAGCGUUCCCCAGGCAGCCAGGGUGUGAGAGAUUUCAUCGUGCAACGGUACGUGGAGCUGAAGAAGGCGCACCCCGACCUGCCCAUUCUGAUCCGCGAAUGUUCGGAGGUGCAGCCCAAGCUUUGGGCCCGCUAUGCUUUUGGCCAAGAGAAGACAGUGUCUCUGAACAAUCUGAGUGCUGAUGAGGUAACCAGAGCCAUGCAGAAUGUGCUAAGCGGCAAAGCCUGAAGGUCUCCACUAAGGACUGUGAGCGAGAGCACCCGAACCUGCUGGACUGAAGACAAUGUGGGGAAAUGUGUGCUUUGGGUCCUUAUAAAGCUUACGCUGUACAGUGUCACUUCA